Messenger RNA from Eutrema salsugineum, 938 nucleotides. Its product is annotated as 40S ribosomal protein S8-1. NCBI's taxonomy places the organism in Eukaryota, Viridiplantae, Streptophyta, Magnoliopsida, Brassicales, Brassicaceae. The record is from RefSeq and is a predicted model, not a curated record. Gene Ontology annotation, molecular function: structural constituent of ribosome. Gene Ontology annotation, biological process: translation; maturation of SSU-rRNA from tricistronic rRNA transcript (SSU-rRNA, 5.8S rRNA, LSU-rRNA). Gene Ontology annotation, cellular component: cytosolic small ribosomal subunit; ribosome. The coding region runs from base 88 to 768 and encodes 226 amino acids. The transcript has 5 exons.
AGAGACGGAUACUCCAUUUAAAUACCUCUUCGUCUUCAAUUCUCACCCUCGGCGCUUAAUCACUCGGAGAAACCCUAAGAGGCUACCAUGGGUAUUUCUCGUGACUCCAUCCACAAGAGGCGUGCUACGGGAGGCAAGCAGAAGCAAUGGAGGAAGAAGCGAAAGUAUGAAAUGGGAAGGCAGCCUGCCAACACCAAGUUAUCGAGCAACAAAACGGUCAGAAGAAUCAGGGUUCGUGGAGGUAAUGUGAAGUGGCGUGCCUUGAGACUUGAUACCGGUAACUACUCCUGGGGAAGUGAAGCCGUUACCCGCAAGACCAGAGUCCUUGAUGUGGUCUACAAUGCAUCCAACAACGAGUUGGUCCGUACAAAAACUCUUGUCAAGAGUGCUAUUGUACAGGUGGAUGCUGCUCCCUUCAAGCAGUGGUAUCUCCAGCACUAUGGUGUUGAGGUUGGUCGCAAGAAGAAGAAUGCUGGUGCCUCCACCAAGAAGGAAGGAGAGGAUACUGAAGAUGCUCCAGCCGCAGCUGCUGCUACACCUGAGGAGACCAAAAAGAGCAACCAUGUCCUGAGAAAGAUUGAGCAACGUCAAGAGGGUCGCAGUCUUGAUUCCCAUAUUGAGGACCAGUUUGCAAGCGGUCGUUUGUUGGCUUGUAUCUCGUCAAGGCCUGGUCAAUGCGGGCGUGCUGAUGGAUACAUUCUGGAAGGUAAAGAGCUAGAGUUCUACCAGAAGAAGAUCCAGAAGAAGAAGGGAAAGGGUGCUGCUUAGACGUCGAUCUUCUUUUCUUGAACUUCAAACAUGUUUUGAAUUUUCAGUUUCAUUUGUAUGAGAACCUAUGUUUUUGGAUUAGCUUGCUAUGGAAUUUCAUAAACUCCUAUCAGUAUUACGCUGCCAUGGUUUUGUCUCGGAUUUUUUUUAAUAUUGAAAUUAUAAUCACC